Messenger RNA from Mollisia scopiformis, 1935 nucleotides. RefSeq names its product oligopeptide transporter. Bases 1 to 1935 code for a protein of 644 amino acids. The transcript has 5 exons. NCBI's taxonomy places the organism in Eukaryota, Fungi, Ascomycota, Leotiomycetes, Helotiales, Mollisiaceae. Gene Ontology annotation, cellular component: fungal-type vacuole membrane. The record is from RefSeq and is a predicted model, not a curated record. Gene Ontology annotation, molecular function: oligopeptide transmembrane transporter activity.
AUGGACCGGAGUUUUACAUUACGCGCCCUCCUUGCGGGGCUCUUCCUCGGUGUUCUUGUCAAUCUCUCCAAUACCUACUAUGGACUUCGGAUAGGUGCUGGCAGUCAAAUGUCCAUGGUUUCCGGGCUUUUGGGAUUCGUUGGGUUUAAAUUGUUCUCGAAACACACUGCAGUACGAUUUUCUGCCGCAGAAAAUUUUCUGGUCAUCAGUGUAGCCACAGCAACAGGGUGCAUGCCAAUUACGGCUGGCUUCGUUGGUAUAAUUCCAGCGCUCGAGUAUCUGAUCGGCGCAGAGGAGAAUGGUCCACUUCAUUUGCAUUGGGAGAGCCUGGUGUUGUGGUCGAUGGGACUUUGCUUCUUUGGUCUAAUAUUCGCUUCACUGCUUCGAGAGCAUUUUGUUGUACAGGAGAGGCUACCGUGGCCAGGACCGAAAGCGAAUGCCCACCUGAUAAACACUCUCCAUCGCAGGUCUCCAAGGUCCUCAGCACCUCCUGGUAGCAGCUUGGCUUCGACGGUGUUGGUUGGGCCCAAUGGAGAUGAGUAUUUCGGUCCCUCUGCCGAAGAGCCUUUACUUCCGCGCGAGAAUGAUUUCGAGUGGAAGCUCAGGAUGAACAGUCUGUUCAGAGGGGCUACGGUGUCUGGAAUCAUUACUGUCUUCAUGUACUUUGUACCGAUAUUUCAUUCCCUCCCGAUUCUUGGGCUCCAAGCUGCGAACAAAUGGCUCUGGACUCUGGACAUUUCCCCUGGAUUCUUUGGCCAAGGCAUCAUCACAGGCCCCACAAUUCCCCUCCAUAUGCUUUUUGGUGCCAUUGUUGGGUGGGGAAUAUUGUCACCAUACGCUAAACACAACGGCUGGGCACCUGGCCAAAUUGAUGACUGGGAAACGGGGUCAAGAGGAUGGAUAAUAUGGGUCAGCUUGGCGGCACUGUUGGCAGACGCUUCUGUCAAGCUUGCCUGGUUUCUAGUCCGACCAAUCUGGAGGCAAUAUCUUGCCGGUAGCAAUCUGCAAAAGCCACUGAAUGCUGUCUCCAAGAAUGUUGAUCAAAACUCAGAAACUCAAUCUCAUGGUGGCGAGUUCAUUGCUGCUCCAUUUGAGAUGCAGGACGAUCCACUCUCACCACGAGUACUUGCACUGGGAUUUUUUUGCUCUGUCAUCGUCUGCACCUUGGUAAUACAUUUCAUCUUUGGAAAUAUCAUACCGUGGUACUACACAAUUCUAGCAAUAGCUAUCUCGCUUCCAAUGGCAAUUGUGGGCAUACGAUCGCUUGCAAAAACGGAUUACAACCCAAAAAGCGCUCUAAUCUUUGCUUCCCUAAUAUCCCGUUCAAAUCCAAAUAGGAUUAUUAUUAAUCUUUUAUUAGCAGCUGUAGCCCAAACAAGAGCGAAUCAAGCCGGUGAGCUUACUUACGACUUUAAAAUCGAGAGUCUUGUUAGCGCUCGAUCCGACGCACAAGUCUAUAGGCAAAUUAUUGGGUCAAUAUUCGGUGCGCUUAAUUCAUGUGGCAUAUACAAGCUUUAUGCCUCUCAGUAUCCUAUACUAAGAACUUUUUUUAAAAUACUUUCGUCAUUUCUUGUAUUUAGCACGGCAAGAUUAGUAAUAGGUCGAGGGCUUCCGGAUAGGGUUGCUCUUUUUGCCAUUGGGGCUGCAUCCCUCUCUAUAUUAGUUACAAUUAUUAAGAUACGAUACUUAACGGAAUGGUGGCAGAAGCUGAUCUUAAGUGGUGUUUCAUUUGCUAUUGGAAUUUAUAACAUGCUUUUGUUCACCUUCGCCCGUGCGGCCGGAGGGGUUUUCUUUUGGGCUUAUCAAAGACGUAAUAAAAGUCGGGAAAGGAAUAUAAUAGUUCUAGCAAACGAAUUAGUACUAAGCGAAUCUUUUGCGAGCCUUAUUAGCCUUGCUUUAAGCGCUUUGCAAGUUCCUCAGGUUGGGGGAGGGUAA